Messenger RNA from Haliotis rufescens (red abalone), 2101 nucleotides. Its product is annotated as alpha-tubulin N-acetyltransferase-like. The coding region runs from base 78 to 1457 and encodes 459 amino acids. Gene Ontology annotation, biological process: alpha-tubulin acetylation. The record is from RefSeq and is a predicted model, not a curated record. Lineage: Eukaryota; Metazoa; Mollusca; Gastropoda; Lepetellida; Haliotidae. Gene Ontology annotation, cellular component: microtubule. The transcript has 11 exons. Gene Ontology annotation, molecular function: tubulin N-acetyltransferase activity.
GCACUUGUUUAGCUCAGUGUGUGGAACACAUUUCAUAAUAUCAUUAGUGGUGAGGAUCUCAGUGAACUGUCAUAGUCAUGGAGUAUGAAUUCAGCGUAAACGCUUUACUUGAAGAUGUCAUUACCAGACUUGACAGUCGUGUACUUCCACGGGGUUCUCAAAUCAACAAUGACAGAAUCCGAGAACACAGAAAGCAGCUUCUCCAUGUCAUCGACAACAUGGGCGAGGCCUCAGCUAAGGCUCAAGGCCUGUAUGGAGCCAUAACAGGAGGGCGUAAACUGGAGCUGUCUGAUCACAUCCUCUAUCUCAUGAAAGAUCCAGGAGCCAACAAUGGCCGAGGGGCAAUAGUUGGACUACUGAAGACGGGACACAAGAAACUGUUUGUGUACGAUAACUUUGGGGUGCAGCAUGAGAUGACGCCAUUGUGCAUACUGGACUUCUACGUCCAUGAGUCGAGACAGAGGCGAGGGUGUGGCAAGCGGCUCUUCGAAUACAUGCUCAGGUGUGAAAAUGUUCGCCCCAAUCAUUUUGCCAUUGACAAGCCGUCACACAAGUUCUCCAUGUUUCUGGCCAAACAUUACAACUUGAGGGCGAUUAUACCGCAGGUCAACAACUUUGUUGUCUUUGAGGGAUUCUUCUCAAAUAGAACAGAUGUGGAUCAUGGCAGGUCCAGAAAUGGUCGACCUCCUGUAUACAGAAAACCAGAGGAUCAAAGGAAUGGUGGGACGUACAGUAGAGCCUACACAAUGGACAGUAAACCCCCACCUGGUCAUCUACGGGGGCGGCCACCGUCUGGCAAGUCCUCACACAGAUACCAGAACGCUCCAUCCAUCAACCCCCACGCUGGUCAGCAAAACAAUCCAAAUCCUGAGAUAAGUGAUCUAAACUUGAACCCCCGACCAAACAGUGGCUCGAAACAGACCCGGAUGCUCAGUAACAGGAGCCCCAACCCUGUGCACCUGGACAUACGAAGUCUGUCAGCGGGCAGUAACAGCAGUCGCGGCCUGGGGGCAGGCAUCAACGUGCACAGCCGACACAACGAUGCCCCUCCUGACAAUCGUCUCCAGAGACACAGCAGCCUAGACAGACUGCAUGCGCUAGAGUCCAGAGUCCAAGACCCAGGUCCCCCGAUGUUGCAGCGAGCAGGUGCCCCCCCGGGUUACGCUGAGAUGAUGAAUCUCCAUCAUGACUACCAGGGCAGACAGGGGCAUCUCAAACUGCAGUCUCUCUCAUCAUCCACCCUCCCACAAGUCCAUCCACCCCCCCAGAACAGCAGUAGCCACCACCCCGGGGGCCGGACCCAGGUGCCAGUGCUGUAUAACCCCCCAUCUGCCCGGUCAGCCUACACACCAUCGUCACCCUCAACACACAAGGACAGCAGCUGGACCGUCCAUGGCAUCGUCCCCAACCACAGGAGCAUCGCAUCUCGACACAACAUGCACAAUAGGCUGUGGUGACCAAGGCUGAGUGGUUGAAUAUGAAUCUCUUCAAAUAAUCUCCACUGUGUGACACAUGUAGCAGUACCAUUACUUCUCAGGGUUGAAUGAUUUGGUUACAGUCCGUGCAUUGUUCCCACGAGCUUUCAAAGAACAAAUGUAGUUAAUCAAAAGAGGAUGAGGUGAGUACAUGAGACGAUGCCUGGCUUCUCAAACAAACGACUGCUUCUCCAUUGAACAGCAAUUUCUUCACCUUACAGAAUCAUUAUUGACCGCCACUCAAAAGAAGUUAAGGGGACAGUAUGUCGAUAGUUCUGUGUGUUUUUAAAUCAUGCAUGAAAUAAAUUUCGAGGGUGACGUUACAUGCCCGAUUCAGUUCUCAAAUCAAAACAAUAGAGCUCCACACAGUGAAGCUGACAACGCAAGCACUGCCCAGAGUAAACUGGCCUCAGUGUUGUUUUUUAAUAGAGGCAAAUUGGAGAGAAAGUUUGUGUGUUUUUCUUACGGCUGAGUUCCAAAAUACUAAAUACUUGAUUAGAUUAGAAGCCAGUGUUUAUCAAAGCCUCAAAUGCAAUAUAAAUAUUACUCUUUCCUACGUCACUCUCCUACCCAGGGCCCUUGUGGACAGCCGGUACCUCUGUCACAUCUUACACAGUCCGUUCUUG